GUUUCCGACGCCGCCCGACCUGCUGACGGCAUCAGCGUCCAUCCUCCGGCUGAUACACACACAGGUAAACCAGACGUCUCACCGUGCGAUACUGCCCAAACUCUCAAACCUCUGUCCAAACGCUUGUUUUGAUAAGUCUGAGUAGAAAAGAAAUCCCAGCGGAGAAUGGAGAGUGCGAUCAUGACGACCGGACUCUGCACGACCACCACCGGGACCGUGUCGGGCAUGUUCCCGGUCUGUCGUCCCCUGGCCGCCGCCGCCUACUUCACCGUCCCCGCCCGCAUCAUGGACCUGGGCGCGCUGGAAGCCUUCCGAGCUCCCGCCGCCGCCGGUGCUGCGACAGCUCUCUUCAGACCGACCCCGACGCCCCUCCGUCCGUCCCCGGCACCGUGCGGCGGCAUGUCCUUCAGCAUCCGUUCCAUCCUCGGCCACCAGUUCGACCACGCGGCGACCGGCGACGUCAAGUCGGAGGUCCCCGGGAAGAACCUCGCGCCGGCCGCGGAGCGACAGACCGCCACUCUCCUGGACAGACUGGUCGGCGAUCCCGACACCAUGGCUUCUCCAGCUCUCCAGUCUCCUCAACCGUACAGCUUCUUACAGACGACUCCUAUACGCGAGGUGAAAUCCUUGGGUUACAAGACCAAAGGCUGCCCGAUGGCGAGUGAGACUUCGACUGAGAAGGACGGCAAGUCGCGGAAAGGGAAGCGGAUACGCACCAUCUUCACCCCCGAGCAGCUGGAGCGGCUGGAGCGGGAGUUCUCCCGGCAGCAGUACAUGGUGGGCUCCGAGAGGUACCACCUGGCCGCCUCGCUCAACCUCACGGAAGCGCAGGUGAAAGUGUGGUUUCAGAACAGAAGGAUCAAAUGGCGCCGACAGAACUACGAGCAGCAGCAGGCCCGCCUGGCGCGGCUCUCUUCCCACACAAGCUCCGAGUCCGACUCGGGCCCGGAGUCUCCCGCUCCUUCCGCGCCUCCUCACCAACACACCACGGGCAGAUAGACACGCGCGUGUACUGAUCACGUAGCAAGUAAGAGUAGAGCUUAGAGCGACACGAACUGCACUCGGUUCACGACUCGACACGGAUCCAUGACAUGAUAUGACCGACCCGUAUUACUAGUACUAUGUACUAAGACCUGCUCACAUAACAGUCGUACUUGUACAAUCGCAAACUGAGGUCAUUCUUGGGAUAGCCGUGCACAUAUUCUGCAAAAUUCGACUGUCUUGUUUCUUUAGAGGCCUUAGAUUAUUGUCGGCAGUUGGUUCUUUCACAGCUUGCCAGGCUUAAAAUUCCACGGCAUCAAAAUCGUACGACGAUCUGCACUGUUGUUUGUAUUAUAUGUAAACCACGAAAGAAACGUUCCGUAUUUAGUGCAGUUGUAGCAAUGUACAGUUUCGCCCAUUAGACCUAUUCCAAUAUUGCUGUAUCAAAUGGGCUAGUGAGUGUUUUCUUCAUUUGUUGUAAAUUUAUAGAGCAAUUCUCAUACAAGAACAGUGUUGGUGACAAGCAAUACCUUCCAAAGUGAGUUUAACAAAACAUCAAAACACCGACAAAAAUAUUUAAUGAUGUCCAAUGGAUUAUUUUUGAGAAGGUAUUAUGAUGUUAAUGUGCCAUGGCCAUUUUGAAAUCUAUUGCUGCAUUGUUACUUGUUUAUCCUUGUCAAUGCGAGAAGAAGCUAUCUUUGAAACCAGGUAUCUGGAAAGUCAGUAUCUGGGAAUAUUCCUGAAUAAAGAA
Messenger RNA from Branchiostoma belcheri (Belcher's lancelet), 1732 nucleotides. Its product is annotated as homeobox protein not2-like. NCBI's taxonomy places the organism in Eukaryota, Metazoa, Chordata, Leptocardii, Amphioxiformes, Branchiostomatidae. The transcript is spliced from 3 exons. Gene Ontology annotation, biological process: central nervous system development; regulation of DNA-templated transcription; neuron differentiation. Bases 166 to 999 code for a protein of 277 amino acids. Gene Ontology annotation, molecular function: DNA-binding transcription factor activity, RNA polymerase II-specific; DNA binding. The record is from RefSeq and is a predicted model, not a curated record.